UUUUUCUUACAGUAACCCGAUUAUUUAUUGUGAUGAAUUUCGAUCAUGUAUUAAUGGUAAAUGUGUUUAAUUUAUAAACAAUAAACGUUACUUAUUGUAUUUCCAUCAGAGUUAAGUUUGGUUUUAUUUCCGAAUCAAUUAUUUAUUCUUUGUGAAUCUAUUUUGCAUUAGAGCCAUCUAAAACCAUAUCGUAAAUAUUUAAGGUAAUCAGCCGGUAUUGAAAAUGUUACCAGAUUUUUCCCUGUUGGUCAUUAAUACUGAUUAUUUGAAAAGCAAAUUCGGUAUACUCAAAUGUUCAAUAAUUGUACUUUCGAUGUUAUCAAUCAUACUGAUGUCGACAAAACAUAGUGAAAUUAGAUGUUAUUCCGAUGCAGUGAUGUUUCUUUAUGUAGUUAAUUGGAUCCAUUUUUAUACACUUAAUGUAAUGUUAUUAUGCUGUUUGUUUUCAAGCACUACAGUUGCUCUUUUAUCAACAUCACAUCUGGAUCAUGUUUUUCAUGGAAUUGCUUCCCUCUUGUUCGUCAUCAGUGCUCUCUGGUCCGUCUCAUUUUUGUCUGAUACAUCACUAACAGCAUAUAAAAUUGCAGCGAUAUUUGGUUUUGUUUCAUCUCUGUUACAUGCUGCUCAUUGCUUCUUUUCUUACUCCACUCAUUCCUAUGAAUCAGCUUGAAGUUAUAAGAGCAUUUGCGUUGGCCACUUUUUAAUCCAGAACUGGAGUUUAUUUAUGAAUAUUUCAUACAUUCACAAGUUCAUUGAAUGUAUAAUAAAUUUCUAUUGCCUUGAUAA
This is a messenger RNA of Tetranychus urticae (two-spotted spider mite), 786 nucleotides long. RefSeq lists its product as uncharacterized. The record is from RefSeq and is a predicted model, not a curated record. Gene Ontology annotation, cellular component: membrane. NCBI's taxonomy places the organism in Eukaryota, Metazoa, Arthropoda, Arachnida, Trombidiformes, Tetranychidae.